This is a messenger RNA of Psilocybe cubensis, 1830 nucleotides long. RefSeq lists its product as uncharacterized. The record is from RefSeq and is a predicted model, not a curated record. The coding region runs from base 1 to 1830 and encodes 609 amino acids. Lineage: Eukaryota; Fungi; Basidiomycota; Agaricomycetes; Agaricales; Agrocybaceae. The transcript has 5 exons.
AUGCCUUCUACCCCCUCGACAUCCGCAGACGCAGAGACAAACCCCCCACCGUUUCAGCCCAUCAAUACUGUAGACCUUGUAUCCGUUGAAGACAGCAAGAUUAUCAGCGUUAGCGUGUAUGCAGGCCGUGCUGAAAUUACGCGUCUUUUCAAGUUCAAUGUGAAGACCGGCCAUAACCAGCUUAACAUUGUUGGUCUUCCAAGCGUCUUGGACCAGGACUCGCUGAGAGUGGAAGGACGUGGGGCUGCUACCAUACAUGACGUCUCAAUUUCCACUAUUAAACCUCCCCCAACCCCGACAACCUCCCCACUCCUCACAGACCUGUUGUCCAAGGAAAAAAAGACCCAAAAAGCCCUUGCCCGAGCUCUCAAAUCACUGUCAUCUGUCGAAACAUAUAUUUCGUCCGUGCGCGUCGAGGAUUUAGACGUGUCGAAUCUCCGAAAUGUUGUCCAGCAGUAUGACGCGACCGCAGGGGAAUUGGAUGAUCGUGUAACCGAGCUCGAGGAUGAGUUGAAGAAGAUUGAUGAGGAGCUGAAGAAAGAACGUCAAAGACUGGCGGGGCCCACGGGAAACGACAAACUGAACCUCAAGGCCACAAUAGGCGUGUUCGCGGAUUUUGAAGGAGAAAUCAAGAUUGCACUCAUAUACGCUGUCCACCGCGCGAGUUGGAAUGCUGCCUAUGAUAUUCGGGUCGAUAUGCAAACAAAGGAGAAACCUAUCACACUCAUUUAUAAAGCUUCCAUUGUGCAGAAUACCGGGGAAGAUUGGGUGGACGUGCCGCUUACCCUCGAGACAGCUUCACCGACCUUUGGUGUUGAUGUUCCCACUCUUGAACCGUGGACUUUAUCCGUGCAAAGGUUUUAUGCGAAGAAAUCAAAAUCGUUUGCUAUGCGUGGUGGUGGUGGAUUCCUUGACGCCCCCCCUCCACCUAGGCCUAUGGUGAUGCGGUCUAUGGCUGUAGGUAGCGCUGCCCCAACGGACCAGAUGAGUAUGUAUAGUGAGGCGCCUGUGCCGGAGAUUGAACACCGCGGAUUACAAGUCUCCUCAAAAGGAGGCGUGAGCGCUACUUUUGGUGUUCCUGGAUUAAUCACAAUUCCUAGCGAUGACGUUGGACACAAUGUUACCAUUGUCAAGUUGGCGCUCGAUGCGGAUAUGAGUUGGGUGUGCGUUCCCAAGAAAGAUAAUCGCGUUCAUCUAAAGGCAAAGAUUAAGAACGCCUCGGAGUACACACUGCUGGCAGGUAGUGCAAGCGUGUAUGUUGAUGGGAGCUUCAUAUCGAAAUCAGAUGUCCCUCUCGUCAGCCCAGAAGAGAAAUUUGAAUGCCCUCUAGGCCUCGACCCAUCGAUUCGCGUUACGUACCACCCACGGACGAAAAAGGUUUCACAAUCAGGGUUCUACACCAAAUCGUCGAACCAUACCUUCACACAACGUAUCACUGUACACAACACGAAGGCGAGCGCAUCGGGUAUCGGGUCUGGGAACCUUAACAUUAAAGUCAUCGACCAAGUCCCCAUUUCCGAAGACUCGGUGAUCACUGUCAAGCUGGUGCAACCUGCUUUAGUUGUACCUGUCGCUGACGGUACCUCUGCAAGUGCUACCAGCAAAGGUGAACUUAAGCUACCGUCCCCCAUUAAGGUGGCCUCGGGCGUUGUCGCGAUGUGGGAUGGUGCAGAUGAGGUGGAGCAAGGUGGGGAGAGUGUGGACAUCGAAUCGUUGGGCAAGGAAGGUAGAUUCUGCUGGGUUUGUUCAGUCCCUCCGCUGGCAAAGAUCGGCUUGACGCUACAGUGGGAGGUUGCGGCUCCAGCAAACACCAACAUAUACGGUCUUUGA